Molecule: messenger RNA, 1383 nt
Organism: Desarmillaria tabescens
Lineage: Eukaryota; Fungi; Basidiomycota; Agaricomycetes; Agaricales; Physalacriaceae
Exons: 5
Coding region: 97-1032 (311 amino acids)
Source: RefSeq, a predicted model, not a curated record
AUGUUUCCCAAGGUGACUGCUCGUGGCUGCUGUGAAGCGAACGAUGCUGCCAUCUUUUCGUUCGCGAACUCUCUCUGACUUCCGUCUUUCCAGACAAUGUCUUGGGUCUACGUCCUCUUCGUUGCCUUCGUUGCUGUUCAAGCGAAACUCGUUAAUGUUACGGUGGACGACCAAAAUUUAAGUUUGACGUAUACGCCAUCCGACGCGUGGGUAGAUGGCACGGAUUGCGAAGCAUGUACGGCCAAGUUGGACACUGAUAGACUUGUGCGUGGGACAUGGCAUGACUCUACGUUCCAACCUGGAGACAAAGAGCCGCAUAGAGUAUCAGUGUCCUUCAAUGGUACUGCCAUCUAUGUCGACUGUAUACUUGUCAAGAGUACCAGCAAUCCACCGCUCAAUGGCCAUUCUGACAUGAGGUUCUUUAUCGAUGGCGCGCUCGUCGGCCGGUUCGCACGAGAUAUAGCCAACGACUCUACUUCGACGUACGAGUACGGAAGUACGGUCUACGCCAACACAUGUAUUCCUGCUGGGCUCCAUACGUUCCGGCUACAGAACGGUCAUACGAAUAGCACACAGCAGUCUCUAGUACUUCUUGAUGCGAUCACUUACUCAUACGAUGAUGGAGAACCUGAUGGUUCUGUUACUGUUUAUUCCACGGCGACGGAAAGCCUCGGAAUAACCGAGACUGGAACUCCGGACCCAGAAGAUGCUGUCUCCUCCGAAUCUUCGAAUGUCGCUUCUGUAGUGGCUCCCGCGGUUGUCAUACCGCUCGUUCUUGUGGCAUCGAUAUUCGCACUGGCUCUAUACCUUCGGCGCCGCAGACGCCGUCGUCAUCCUGUUAUCGGGGUGUACGGGCCGAGUACCUGGGGUCAGCCGACAUAUGCGGCGACUACCUCUUAUCCUCCGACUCGACUAGUAUCGUCGACGACUGAGUUUGAUCCCAGUCGAGGACCAGCUCCUCCUGCAUACGAGGCUUCAGUCCGAGGAACAGGUGUCCUCGAAGAAGAUGGGAAGAUACGGCUGCCGCCUUGAGAUAUGAUCCUUCCGGCUCUUUUUUAACCUCUCCAAUUCGAUUUUUCGCUUAGAUACCUUCCAAGCACUGAACAAAUAUGAUGCGAAUUCAUAGCCAUGUCGACGCCAAAUGAUAGCGCAGUUCAGCAUAAAGAUGUUCCAUUUGAGCAAUCCCUGAGGCGCUUAUUGUACAUGUCGGCCGAAACUACGAUAUAAUGAUUAUUGAACAGUUCAAGCACGGGUAAGAGUGACAUCCUGAACCGAGAGUGCUCUUCUACAGGGAUAGUUGGGAUAGGGAGCUGCCAGUCGGGUAGAUGACUGUACGACUAAUAAAUAUCCAAAAAAGCGCCAAAAAUGUGGCCCAUUAUAGAG